AGCCUGGGCCGACACAGCCUGCAGUUGAGCAUGAGUCUUCUUAUGAUUAGUGAGAAUGUAAAAUUGCGUCGUGAAUAUGCAUUGCUGAGAAACUAUGACUCUGCUAUGGUCUAUUAUCAGGGAGUUUUUAACCAAAUGAACAAGUAUCUAUACUCUGUCAAAGGUAUGUACCUCCAGCAGAAAUGGCAACAGGUUUGGCAGGAAAUAAAUGUGGAAGCCAAACAUGAUAAGGAUAUCAUGAAAACACUAGAGAGCGUUAAACUAGACAGCACUCCCUUGAAAGCUGCACAGUAUGAGCUUCCAGCUUCUGAGGGAGAAGUCUGGUCUAUGCCUAUACCUGUUGAACGAAGACCCUCACCGGGACCUAGAAAACGCCAAUCUUCUCAAUACAGUGACCCUAAAUCACAUGGCAACCGUCCAAGUACAGCUGUCAGAGUUCACCGUUCAUCUGCACAGAACCUUCACAAUGACAGAGGGAAAGCUGUUCGUUGUGAAAAGAAAGAACAGAAUAAAGGAAGAGAGGAAAAGAACAAAUCACCUACUGCAGUUACAGAACCAGAGACAAUUAAAUUUGAUAGUACUGGAUAUGAUAAGGACUUAGUAGAAGCUUUGGAAAGAGAUAUAAUUUCCCAGAAUCCCAAUGUUCGGUGGGAUGAUAUCGCUGAUUUAGUAGAAGCUAAAAAGUUGCUUAAGGAAGCUGUGGUGUUACCAAUGUGGAUGCCCCGAUUCUUUAAGGGAAUUAGGAGACCAUGGAAAGGAGUGCUGAUGUUUGGCCCACCUGGCACUGGCAAGACCCUCCUUGCUAAAGCAGUAGCUACAGAAUACAAGACUACGUUCUUCAAUGUCUCUUCCUCAAUUCUGACUUCACAAAUACAGAGGGAGUCUGAGAAGCUUGUUCACCCUCUGUUUGCAAUGACUCGGUUUUAUUCUCCAGCCACCAUAUUUAUUGAUGAGAUAGAUUCCAUUUGUAGUUGCAGAGGGAUGUCUGAGGAGCCUGAAGCAACUCGAAGGGUGAAAGCAGAGUUGCUGGUUCAAAUGGAUGGUGCUGGAGGUGCUUCUGAAAACGAUGAGCCUUCUAAAAUGGUUAUGGUUCUGGCAGCUACUAAUUUCCCCUGGGAUAUAGAUGAGGCUCUAAGACGACGUCUUGAGAAACUAAUCUAUAUUCCUUUACCAUCAGUAAAAGGCAGGGAGGAGCUGUUACAAAUAAGCCUGCAUGAACUGGAGUUGGCUGAUGUUGACCUUGCAAGUAUAGCAGAAAACAUGGAAGGUUACUCAGGAGCAGACAUGACCAAUGUGUGCAGGGAUGCAUCCUUGAUGGCAAUGAGAAAGCGUAUUGAAGGUUUGACUCCAGAAGAGAUCCGAAAUCUUUCAAAAGAAGAAAUGCACAUGCCUACAAUGAAGGAAAGAUAUGAGCUGGGUCUGCCGCCCAACACCAUGAUCCAGGGCACCUUGGAGCCAGAUGGUCCCCUCUGGGGAUGGGAUGGGGACAGUGAUGAUGACUGGGACAGUGUUGUACUGGCCUUGCUGGCACUGGGUGUGGUAGCCGCCACAGCACUAGCUUUGCACUGGUUUGGCUCUGAGCAGGACCAGGAGGUGGGAAGAGGAGUGGUAUCUGCACUGCACCUGAAGUCCAACAUCAAUGGCUGCAGCGAGGGACACAGCUCAAGAGAGGGGAAUCCAGACCUUUCAGAAUGCAGCCAGGGGAGUUCUGCUGCCACAGAAGACAGAGGGCUAGCCAGGCUUCCACCCAAGACAGAUCACAAAGUGGCCCUCAGAGGGGUCUUGGGACACCAGCAUGGCAAUGCCACCACCUUAGGAGGUAAAGGAAAGCAGCUUCCCAGGCCAAGCACUGCCCUGCCAGGCAGGAGCAAAGCAGGAGGGACAUCUGCCACCAUCCUAAUUCAUUUCACUCCUCGAAGUCCUGGCAGUGAAGUGGAGGAGCAGGCAGAAGCAGGAGGCGGCAGUGUCAAGGGGCCAGCUCUCCAGCAACAGGACACCAGUUCCCGGCAGUCAGGUGUGGAGCCCUCUGGCUCACUGGGGAGAGGUGGGGGCAGUCGGCAGGACAGAACCUGCUGCCCCCCCAAGCUGGACAGUGUGGUGAGUGUGUGGGAUGUUGUGGAUGCUGCUGCCAGCCUGGACGCCCAUGCCAGUGGCCUCUGCGCAGGCUCUCAGUUACCACCCAGGGCUCAGGAGCCUGCUCCCCAAGUACUGCCUGAGGCCCCCACCCUGAAGACUGGGGCUCCCACCCCCAGAGAGGUUCAGGGGGUCUUGGCUCCCAAGGCCAGCUGGCCCUGGGCCAGGAGGGAGGUCUUGGUCACCCAGAGCUUCAGCCAGGUUCCAGGCUCUACUGGGGGCUGCUCAGGCCCUGGGUCUCCUACCUGA
This is a messenger RNA of Nycticebus coucang (slow loris), 2382 nucleotides long. RefSeq names its product katanin p60 ATPase-containing subunit A1-like. Lineage: Eukaryota; Metazoa; Chordata; Mammalia; Primates; Lorisidae. Gene Ontology annotation, cellular component: microtubule cytoskeleton. The record is from RefSeq and is a predicted model, not a curated record. The transcript is spliced from 4 exons. Gene Ontology annotation, molecular function: microtubule severing ATPase activity; ATP binding; ATP hydrolysis activity. Bases 31 to 2382 code for a protein of 783 amino acids. Gene Ontology annotation, biological process: microtubule severing.